Molecule: messenger RNA, 1138 nt
Organism: Alternaria rosae
Lineage: Eukaryota; Fungi; Ascomycota; Dothideomycetes; Pleosporales; Pleosporaceae
Exons: 3
Coding region: 1-696 (231 amino acids)
Source: RefSeq, a predicted model, not a curated record
AUGUUUCAGCCUUGGACCUCAGUACCUUUGCGCAAGCUUCUGCUAUGUAGCAGUGGCACGUUUCGCUUCCGGCAUCUCGCGCCUGCAACUCAGUUCUCGUAUCCUAGUCUCCUUCCAUUCAUCUUCCAUCUCCUCAGGUAUGCCAUCAACGACGCGAACAUCAAGACAGCAAACACAGUCCCUACGGCGGCUGUAAUGUAUAAUGCUAUUUCCGAAUUGGACGUUUCUGGUGUUUCUGGUACAUCGGGAUCACUGGAGCAAAAUGUACUGGAUUUCGUCGUUGAUGUGCGCUGUUCUGUGUUUGGAAGACGCCAAGGUGGUGGCAUCGGCGCAAUAACGGUGAUGAGGACAGUAUCCGUAAUAGUAACAAUGCCUGCCAUUCUCCCGCGCUUUACGAAAGAGAAGAGAUGUGAGAAGAGAUGCAAGGUAGUUUCCAAGGACGCCGUUCGUACACUUACAACGUGGAGCUACCAAACGGAAACCAUGAAGCUUAUCAUCGCUCACAACACACUCUUAUGGAUGUUAAGCAUGUUACUACACAGAGCUGAACCAUGGAUGUUUCUUCGAAGCCCUCGCGGUGCGGAUACGGUUGAGCAAGCCAGACUGCGAAGUCGAAGCCAUUUCCUCAUCCUCUUUCACAUCCGGCAGGCUUGUCGACUCGUUGGCACCGCGUUGUUGGCCGGCGAACGAGCGUGAUUCGUUUGAUCCGAACUGAGUUCGGACACAGGACGUAGUGCACCAUGCUCCGAAGCUGAUCGUACUGAAUCCUUCUCAGACAUCGGAUUGCUUCCUUGACUACCCACUGCAGCCAGAUCGUCGCCUGCUAGCUCAUGCGUAUUCUCGCGACUGUAGUGUUGGUAAUAGUCCUUCUUUUCGUUGGACUUGUCGGAAUGCGCUGGAGGUAUCACGGGCGCAUCGCUUUUUUGAGCUGCUUAUCUUCUCCCACGAAUGACAAGCCAUACUAUCAAGGCAAUAACAAUGCUACCAGCCACUGAAACUCCUGCACCACGCCCGCCUGUCGCUGUUUGUAUCCGCACUUCCAGCAGAGGUUUGAGACAAGCCUGGCAGUUCCAUCGAAGGCUGUAUUGUAGCGAGCAUCGAGCAUGUGUGAGAAAAACCGGACUAGACGGAUCUACUG